Colletotrichum gloeosporioides is the source of this 858-nucleotide messenger RNA. RefSeq lists its product as uncharacterized. Lineage: Eukaryota; Fungi; Ascomycota; Sordariomycetes; Glomerellales; Glomerellaceae. The transcript is spliced from 4 exons. The record is from RefSeq and is a predicted model, not a curated record. The coding region runs from base 1 to 858 and encodes 285 amino acids.
AUGGCGACCCCAAGGAUAGGGUACGCCGAAGCGGCAAGCUGGAUGGCGCGAGAUGUCGACAACGAGACACUGGUAUAUCGCCGUUCCGAUGAGCUUGCCACCAGAAAUCUGCUCUAUCUCCAGUCCGAAUUGCUGACUCUCGAACACCAGCUUGAUGAGCUUGAUAGAGAGGACGCUGAAGACGAAGAUAUGGACUGGCAAAUGGUAGUGUGUGACUGGGAAAAGUUGGGCGAAAUCGUACAUGCAUCAGAUGCAAGUACGGCAGACAACAUGCAGGCAUCAAAAGCCAACAUCCGCGCGGAGUUAGUCGACAAACUACGCCGGAAAUUGGAGGAAUAUCACAAAACCUUACUUCGGCAGAGUGAAAUCGCAAAGCUCAAAAGACCGAAUGAUCGCGUUCUCAGCGCGUUUAAAGCCUGGUUCACAGGGGUGAGCGAACUCAGCGGAAGAGAAACAGAAAUCCUCAACGAUGCCAACGACCUCGUCGCCCUGAACCCAGCCCAAGAAACAGACUACUUGUCAGAGUGUCUCAGAAGAAAAUGGCCAAUCAAGGCAGAUGCUAGGGAGAAUGGAGUUCAAAUAGGAAGAUAUGAGGAGCAUUCAGUAUCUGUUGCAGUUGCGCUGAUCAGCACACUCAUCGCGGCCAUUCUCCUGAUAGGAUCAAUAACAGGGCUCUAUUUCGUCGAAAACGACGCAGCCAAGCUUGGCCUCAUCGCGUUCUUCACAUCCCUAUUCGCCCUGAGCGUCGGGCUGACGACGAACGCGCGGAGGGCGGAGAUAUUCGCUGGAACCGCAGCAUACGCCGCGGUGUUAGUAGUUUUUGUGAGUGGCGACCUCUCGAGCUCGCAGGGUUCAUAA